This is a messenger RNA of Chelonia mydas (Green sea turtle), 1092 nucleotides long. RefSeq names its product histone H2A.Y. The coding region runs from base 16 to 822 and encodes 268 amino acids. NCBI's taxonomy places the organism in Eukaryota, Metazoa, Chordata, Testudines, Cheloniidae. The transcript is spliced from 5 exons. Gene Ontology annotation, cellular component: nucleosome. Gene Ontology annotation, molecular function: protein heterodimerization activity; DNA binding; structural constituent of chromatin. The record is from RefSeq and is a predicted model, not a curated record.
GGGGAAGGGGAGAGAAUGGGCGGGAAACUUUCUGUUCUUUCCAUUGGCUGCGAGAGCAGUCAUUCGUGUAGCCCCGCCUUCCGACGACUGUUUUGCUGCUAUUAUUGGCCACUGGUCACGUCACUCUCCCAUUCCUCCCUCCCACGCCGAGCCCCCUCGGCCUCACUUCCCUCGCCCCUGCGUGCCGUGUGCAAAGGAAAAACAGCCGUUAAACGGGCCGCGGGGCGGGGCCAGCUAGCCGAGGAGGCAAGAAGCGAUGGCGGGAUUGGUCAGAGCGGGAGGUUCAAACUAGCAUGGGGCGGCCUGAUUGGCUUGGAGCGGCCGCGGCAGGCCAGGCUCCCUCCUCGCGCUCAGGCGGUUUAUUGUCUCGCGGCUCCUGAGGCGGCUCCAACGCGGCGGAAUCGGGACCGGACCUCACACGGCAGCGGCGAAACCAUGGCUGGUGGCAAGGCUGGAAAGGACAGUGGAAAGGCCAAGGCGAAGGCAGUUUCUCGCUCACAAAGAGCAGGACUGCAGUUCCCAGUGGGUCGUAUCCACAGACACUUGAAGACUCGCACUACGAGUCAUGGGCGAGUUGGUGCUACUGCUGCAGUGUACAGUGCUGCAAUUCUUGAGUAUCUCACUGCUGAGGUGCUGGAGUUGGCAGGUAAUGCCUCCAAGGAUCUCAAAGUAAAGCGUAUCACUCCUCGUCACUUGCAGCUUGCUAUUCGUGGGGAUGAAGAGUUGGAUUCCCUUAUUAAAGCUACCAUUGCUGGUGGAGGUGUAAUCCCUCACAUCCAUAAGUCUCUGAUUGGAAAGAAGGGACAGCAGAAAACUGCAUAGAGAGGAGUUUUAACCAACCCUCUUCCUCCCUGUCAUUGUACUGUAACUGGGACAGAAGAAAUAUGGGGAUAUGUGGAAUUUUUUAAGAAAUAGUUAAAUGGAAGAGCAUAGACAAUUGACUGUAGACAUGAGAAAACAUUUGUAUGUUCUUUAGAUUCAAAGUUUGACAAAAAGUAUCUUGUCAUGUGGCAGCAAUUCGUGUGUUGAUUGGCUAGGUUUCUCCCGUGUGUUUUAUACAAAAAUGGAACUGAUAAACCAUUUUUUACAAAA